Messenger RNA from Acanthochromis polyacanthus (spiny chromis), 1764 nucleotides. It is a transcript of the gene cyyr1, whose product is annotated as cysteine/tyrosine-rich 1. NCBI's taxonomy places the organism in Eukaryota, Metazoa, Chordata, Actinopteri, Pomacentridae. The coding region runs from base 297 to 845 and encodes 182 amino acids. The transcript has 5 exons. The record is from RefSeq and is a predicted model, not a curated record.
GUAAACUCUACAGGGUAAUUUGAGCAAACGGGGGAUGGGAGGGGAAUAAAAAGCUCCGAUCAGCCGGAGGUGUGGGAACAGGACGCAGGAAGAGACGCGCACACGUGGAGGAACAAACGCAGCUCCACUUUCAACAAGUCACAGCGAGUCUUUGACCGGUGAGGAGGCAGGAAUCAGACAAUGCUGCUGGAGGAGGCCAAAAGGUGACUGGAGCAAGAAGAGGAAGCUUUUAGUUGUCCUCUGUCAGUGAUUAAGAGGAAUCAGAAGCAGCCUGGAAAGUGGGCGCACAGGAGAUCAUGGAAAACCCCUGGAGGAGGAGGAGGAGGACGCAGGCGGUGAGAUGGAAGUGGCUGAGGAGCUCGCUGCUGCUGUGUUUAUUCACUGGUGGAAGUGAGGCCCAGUGUGAAGGAUGUGUAGAGUACUGCUGCGAUGGAUCACCACCUUUCUGCUGCUCCUACUACGCCUACGUUGGAGACGUCCUGUCGGGCACUGCCAUCUCUGGGAUCGUGUUCGGUGUUGUGUUUUUAAUGGGGGCGGUGGCAGCCUUGUUCCUCUGCGUGUGCAUGUGCAUGAAGAACGGGCGUGGCGCUCGGGUCGGCGUCUUCAGCACCUCCUACAUCAACACUGUGACCCAGGGCUACCCAGGGGAGAAAAUGGUGACGGUGUUUUCUACAUGGUCCUCACAGGUCCUCCACCACCGUACACCUACGACUAUGAGAUGUACCCUCCGUCCCUGCACCCUCCACCUUACACCCCAACCCAGGCUCGGCCGGCCAACUACUCCCCGCCUCCUCCUUACCCCGGCUGCACCCGCAAGUGAAUCUCUGCUGCACAAGAAGCUCUAAUUGUCUGGAUCCCCCCGACUUGGAGACGGUUGCAGAAAUUCUAAAGCAGCUCUGCGACCCAAAAUUUCCACUUUAAAACAUAAAGAGAGACCCAACGCAGCAUUAUUCAGCCUGCCAGAACACCCUGUUCAGUGUCACUGCUGCUCCGUAGUGGAGCAAAUGGUGGGAAAAUAAUCACUUAACAAAAUGUGGGUCAGGACAGUCAAAGAACGUCCCAUCACGUCUGAUAGACUUACCUGUUAGCGGCCCUGCUGGCCUGCAGCUGGUACUUUUUGCUCACUAAUAACCAAUAUCCUUAUCUGUUCCUGCCUGUGCACAUCAAAGGCAGCGCACUGCUUUGAUGAAGGUGAAGACCACUUUUGUCAGCACGGAGGGGAACCUCACAUCACUGGAGGGAAAAAAAAAGACUUUCCAGGACACAAUGUAGACUCUGCUUUUAUGGAAAGUUAUCCAUUUUUCCUUCCUUUGUUUUUUUUUCUCUUUAAACUGUGUCAGUGGCUGAGGUGGGAGUUGAUGAUUAAAGCUGUUUUCAACAUGGCAGGUCUGGACCUGUCAUGCGUAGAGACAAAGACUUGAACAUAAUGCAUAAUAACAGUGACCUGAAAGGCACGGAGAACUUUAAAGGCCUGGGUUGAUGGUGAUGAACUGGUUUUUAUUGCCUUACUUGAAACAAGGAGGGAAGGAACUGAACCGAGCUCACACUGAAACAGAAAAAUGUAAAUGUUUUGUGAAUUGUGAAGCGUUCAUAAAGAGGCUAACUGAGGUUUUAAAUUUGAAGUGGCUUCGCUGUGCUCCGACCGAUUCAUGUGAUCUGUGAAUGAUGGAAGGGUUUUAACCGUAUAAAUAAUGUCGGGUAAAUAUGUGUUUCUUUACUGUUUCAGUGGCUGUGUUGUAAAUUAAAGAUGUUUUUAAUUAUGAA